Anisakis simplex (herring worm) is the source of this 210-nucleotide messenger RNA. Lineage: Eukaryota; Metazoa; Nematoda; Chromadorea; Rhabditida; Anisakidae. The record is from the annotation of a GenBank genome assembly.
AUGUUCUUUAACCCCAAAUAUCAGUAUGGUUACAAAAAAGAACUGAAACUGGAUGAUGUCUUAUUGGAUGAGUUCGUUGAGCUUCUCGAAGUGAUCUAUCCAUCACAUAAACCUGUCAAUGGUCAGUAUUGUUUCAGUUUUAAUUUCAGAUCCGUUCUUCUGCGAGUAUUCAUUAUUUGGAAUAUUAUUGUUAUUGUAUUAACAUUUUGA